Messenger RNA from Pecten maximus, 504 nucleotides. RefSeq lists its product as uncharacterized. The record is from RefSeq and is a predicted model, not a curated record. NCBI's taxonomy places the organism in Eukaryota, Metazoa, Mollusca, Bivalvia, Pectinida, Pectinidae. The transcript has a single exon. Bases 1 to 504 code for a protein of 167 amino acids.
AUGAGCAAUACUGAGCUACAGAACAAUAGAAUGAGCAAUACUGAGCUACUUAACAAUAGAGUGAGCAAUACUGAGCUACAUAACAAUAGAGUGAGCAAUACUGAGCUACAUAACAAUAGAAUGAGCAAUACUGAGCUACAUAACAAUAGAAUGAGCAAUACUGAGCUACAGAACUAUAGAGUGAGAAAUACUGAGCUACAUAACAAUAGAAUGAGCAAUACUGAGCUACAGAACAAUAGAAUGAGCAAUACUGAGCUACAUAACAAUAGAAUGAGCAAUACUGAGCUACAGAACUAUAGAAUGAGCAAUACUGAGCUACAGAACAAUAGAAUGAGCAAUGCUGAGCUACAUAACAAUAGAGUGAGCAAUACUGAGCUACAUAACAAUAGAAUGAGCAAUACUGAGCUUCAUAACAAUAGAAUGAGCAAUACUGAUCUACAGAACAAUAGAAUGAGCAAUACUGAGCUACAUAACAAUAGAAUGAGCAAUACUGAGCUACAAUAA